Bactrocera tryoni is the source of this 762-nucleotide messenger RNA. RefSeq lists its product as uncharacterized. The record is from RefSeq and is a predicted model, not a curated record. Bases 1 to 753 code for a protein of 250 amino acids. The transcript has 3 exons. NCBI's taxonomy places the organism in Eukaryota, Metazoa, Arthropoda, Insecta, Diptera, Tephritidae.
AUGGAAUCUGAAGGAAGCAAAAUUACCAAACCAAAACGUGUACGCAAAGCAGCGUACAGGAAAUGGAGCAAUGAGGAGCAACAGAAAUUAAUAACCUACAUGCGAGACAACCGUCCGAUUGAAAAGCCGACAGCACAGGUGUAUUACAAACAAUUUUUAGAAACACAAAAUCUGCGGUUGGAUUGGUCUUUAGUGAGGCUAAAGGCAAGGCACUUGCGCCAAUGGUAUACAAAGGCACGAGCUUGGCAGAAUUCGACGGAAGCAGGUGCCAUGGAAGACGGCGAAUCAACAGAAAGUAUAAUUUUGAGAACUUGUCCUUUAUUCUACGAUUUGGAAGAUAUAUUUGGCUAUAAAGAGUUUCAAUCCAAUGCAUUGGUUUUGGAUACAGAAGCCUUAGAGAACAACUAUACGUCCACCACAGACGAUUUCGUCGCCGGAAGCAGUGCAAAUGUAGCUACCACACCUAAAGAUAUUUUUCAAGAAGUCGGUCCAGAAUCUACAUGCAACACAAUAAAUCGGAAAGGUGUUUAUUCGCGGACAGGUGUUGCCGAUGUGCUUACUAUGCACACAGGUUUAAUUAAGGUGAAGCAACAAAAAUUGGAGAUAGAAUCAAAAAUGAAAGAUAGGGAGCUAUCUUUAAAAGAAAAAGAAUUUGAUUUACAAUACCAAAAGUUUUUAUUUGAAAAAGAAAAAUGCAAUUCAGAAGAGAGAAUAAGAAUACUAGAAAUUGAAAUGAAGGAAAAUUGGCUUUAAGAGAGCUUG